AUGGAUAGAGAAUGGGUUUUUCUUGAUCGUGAUUGUGAUGAAUAUGAACAAGGACGGGAUGCAUUCAUCAAUUAUUCAUUACAGUAUUCUUCAUUCCUAAACAAAAUCAAAUGCCCUUGUCGAAAGUGCCGCAACAGAUGGGCAAUGGCCGUGGAAAUUGUUAAAGACCAUAUUUAUGUUGACGGGUUUGAUCCGGUCUAUGUUAAUUUGCCAUGGGUAGAGCAUGGUGAUCAGUUACCGCAAUUAGAAGCAAUCAAUAUUGCAACACCAUUUGAGCCACAACAUCCCACCAUAGUUGGUGAUAUACCAGACAUGUUACAAGAUGCUUUUGGCAUUCAUGAUAAUGACUAUGUCCCAGAUAUAGAAGUUGAUGAUUUUCCCAAUGAAGAUCCUUGUCUAACACCUGAUGCAGCCAAAUUUUACAAGCUAAUGAGUGAAGCUGAUAUGGAUUUGUUCCCUGGUGCUCGUAAAAAAAUGAUUGACUUCUUGGUCAGGUAUUAUCAACUUAAGUCUUUACAUGGAUGGAGCGAUGUUUCAUUCACAGAGGCAUUGAAGUUGUUGAAGGCUUCUUUCCCUGAAAGUGAGAACCUCCCUGCUAGUUUUUAUAAAACUAAGAAGUUGGUGAAAGACCUUGGAUUGUUGUAUGAAAAGAUAGAUGCAUGUCCAAAUGACUGCAUGUUGUUUUGGAAAGAACAUUUUGCUGAGACAAUUUGUAGUAUUUGUGGGGCAAGUCGAUACAACCCAAGGCCUACUGAAGAUGGAGCAACUGGUAAACUAAGAUCAGCAAAGGUACUUCGUUAUUUUCCAUUGGGACCUAGAUUGCAGCGGUUGUAUAUGUCUCGGCACACAUCAGAGUCAAUGACAUGGCAUUCUACUAAACGUACUAAAGACGGGAAACUCCGUCAUCCAGCGGAUUCUCCUGCUUGGUCCAAGUUAGAUGAGAUGUAUCCAAACUUUGGAAAUGAGAGUCGUAAUGUACGUUUGGGUUUGGCAAGUGAUGGGUUCAAUCCAUUUGGAAAUAUGAGUACUUCACAUAGCACUUGGCCGGUUGUCAUGACAGUUUAUAAUCUUCCUCCUUGGUUGUGCAUGAAGCAACCUUACAUCAUGCUAUCUUUGCUUAUUCCAGGACCUAAAGGGCCCGGUAAUGAUAUCGAUAUUUAUUUGCAACCGCUAGUGGAAGAGCUGAAGAAUUUGUGGAAUGAAGGUAUUAAAACAUUCCACCAGAUUGCAUAA
Molecule: messenger RNA, 1233 nt
Organism: Rosa rugosa (rugosa rose)
Lineage: Eukaryota; Viridiplantae; Streptophyta; Magnoliopsida; Rosales; Rosaceae
Exons: 1
Coding region: 1-1233 (410 amino acids)
Source: RefSeq, a predicted model, not a curated record